This is a messenger RNA of Oncorhynchus gorbuscha (pink salmon), 5550 nucleotides long. It is a transcript of the gene espn, whose product is annotated as espin. NCBI's taxonomy places the organism in Eukaryota, Metazoa, Chordata, Actinopteri, Salmoniformes, Salmonidae. Gene Ontology annotation, molecular function: actin filament binding. Gene Ontology annotation, biological process: actin filament bundle assembly. Gene Ontology annotation, cellular component: cytoplasm. The record is from RefSeq and is a predicted model, not a curated record.
GAUUAUUUAUCAAGCGGUGAGUCCCAUGUCGCGAUUUGCGGCAAUUGUGGAUACGGGAUCCAAGACAGCCGCCCGGAAUUAUAUUAAUAAUGUCCUACAACUCCGAUAACGUUAUCAUAACAGAGAAAUUAUGAAGAUAGAAGUCAAUAUGAAGACCAAAGAAUAUCUCUGUAACAGGUGUUUGAGCUAUGCGUGUUGAGGUAGAGGAGAGCAAGCCAUCAGGUGAACUUUAUCGUCGUGCGCAAUUAUAGGUUACCAGUAUGCAUUAAUUAUGUUUAUGUUUACUUUAUUAACUCAAUUACUAAACUGACUCAGAAUUUGAUAAUUCUGUUGAUAUUAUGUAAAACAACAUUUGUUUUUAAUAAGUAAAAUGACCAAAUACAUGCUCAUUGAAAGACAUCGCCUACCUAUCCAAGGAAAUAGGCUUUUUUUUCUCUCACUUAGAUGAUGUAUGCAGAUCUCUGUCAAUUCAACGAGAUAUGCUUCUAAAUAGUGGACAUACAUUUGUUAUCUUACUGUAAUGAUCACAGGACUGGAAUGAUAUUGUUAUCUACGAAGAAAAUUGUUCAGGAGUUAAAUAGAGGUUAAACCUCAUCUAGAUGCUGCGUUUAUAAAUACGGAGGAGUUGUCUAGCAGCAGUUAUGGUGGUGGAGAGGACACUGCUUGCCGCAAGGCAGGGGGAUGUACAAACUCUGAAAGUGCAAUUAGCGGAGAAAGUACUGAACAGCGACGUAAAGGACCUUCUCGGAGCCUCACCUGUCCACCAUGCCGCCCGUGCUGGAAAACUGACUUGCCUACGUUUCCUCGUGGAAGAAGCGGGUUUACCGGGCAACAGUUUGGCGAAUAAUGGCGCCAGCCCCGCACACGACGCUGCUGCCACUGGUAACCUGGCCUGCUUACAGUGGCUAUUAACUCAAGGUGGAUGUCGUACCGCGGACCGGGAUAGUUCCGGAGCCACCGUCCUCCACCUCGCCUCCCGGUUCAGCCAUCACGAGAUCACAGAUUGGCUGCUGAAGAGCGGGGAAGCAGACACCGGGGUGUCCACAGACACUGGGGCCCUGCCUGUCCACUAUGCUGCUGCCAAGGGAGACCUGCCCUCCCUCCGUCUCCUGUUGGGACACAGCCCAAAUGUUGUCAAUUCCCAAACAAAGAAUGGUGCCACACCCCUAUACCUGGCCUGCCAGGAAGGUCACCUGGAGGUUGUCCAAUACCUGGUGAAAGACUGUGUGGCGGAGCCAGGCAUCAGAGCCAAUGACGGGAUGACACCUCUGCACGCUGCCGCCCAAAUGGGCCAUAACACUGUCAUCGUCUGGCUGGUGAGUUUCACAGAGAUCAGCCUGUCCGACCGGGAUGGUGACGGUGCCACGGCUAUGCACUUUGCCGCCAGCCGUGGCCACGCCAAGGUGCUCAGUUGGCUGCUGCUGCACGGCGGCGAGAUCAUCACCGACAGCUGGGGCGGAACGCCGCUACACGACGCCGCUGAGAACGGGGAGCUGGAGUGCUGUCAGAUCCUGGUGGUGAACGGCGUGGACCUGGGCAUACGGGAUCAGGACGGCUUCUCCGCGGCCGACCUGGCAGAGUACAACGGGCACGCCCAGUGUGCCAAGUACCUGCGCAAUGUGGAGAACAUGAGUGUGGAGCACCGCGUGCUUUCCAGAGACCCAUCGGCUGACCUGGAGUACAACAAGCAGCCUGACUCAGGUUUGUCGUCCCCCAACAACACCAUGCCCCCGGCGGGGUCGGGGCAGGCCCAGCAACCCGCCCACUUCGACAUGGGCUCGCCCUCCAGCACUCUGUCCAAUUACGACUCGGCCAACUCCAGUCAGUCCAGCACAGGAGGGAAAAGGAGCGGCUCGCCCCCAUCGUCGCGAGCCCCGGCUGGUGGAGGCCCAACAGAGUCGACCAUCAAUGACAUGCAGACCUACAUGGACAUGCUGAACCCAGACGUAGGGGGUGGAGUCCCCAACAGCAAGGACCCCGCCACCAACGCUGCCACUCAGCAGCCUCCCCCACCCCCACCAGCCUUUCCACCACCCCCUCCCCCUGACUGCCCCUCCCAACUACCCCCACCCCGCUACCCGCCACCCCAGCCCCCCGAGGACUCAGACGCCGAGAUCUACUUGAAGGUGAAGAGCAACCUGAGGCAUGUGGAGAAUGAGGCCCUUAAAAAGCAGCAGGUUGUGGGAGAUCACCACGAUAAGCUGCGUCGGGUGGACUCCAACAGAAAGUCUCGAAACUUCAACAAGCAGCCCAGCACCGGGGACUACUACAAAGCCCUGGGUAGCGACACGGUCGACAACCGUGGGAUCAGAGCCAUGGCACCUAACGAGGAGGGUUCUGUGCUAUUGGAGGAGCCAGCCGAAAGCCCCGCCCCCAGCCCGGAGAACGGCACCACGGAGGAGUUGUCCCUCCCUCCUCCUCUUCCUCCUCUCCCGCCUCCCCUCCCCAUCAGCAACCCCACCCCGGCACCCCCUCCUCCCCCACCACUGCCCUCGGAAAUGCCCACCUACCAGUACAGCCCUUCCUCAAACACCAACCAGCGACGCCCCUCCUCCUCUUCAGGAAGCAACAAAUCUUUCAACAUGAUGUCCCCCACCGGAGACAACUCUGAGCUGCUGGCCGAAAUAAAAGCGGGGAAGAACCUGAAGCCCACUCCACACAGUAAAGGCUACACCACUGUCUUCUCCAACAGCGGCCCGCCGGGCAACGACGGAGAGAGUCCUACGUCCCCGCCCCCGACCCGCACGGUCAGCCCGCCAUCAGCCAAGCCCAUGUCCCCGCCUCCUGCUGCCAGCGCCACUUCGCCACCCACCACCCCCAGCCCGGUUGGCACUGGCACGCCCCGGACCCUCUCCACCUCUCAGAGCAGCGAGCAGCUCCUCAAUGGGAAUGGCAGCGGAGCAGCGUCGGCAUCUAGCCUGAUGGGUCAGACCAGGAAGGGUAGCCUGGCGGACGUGGAGGCCCUCGUGCCCACACACGAUGAGCAGGGCCGGGCCAUCCCCGAGUGGAAGAGGCAGGUCAUGGUACGCAAGCUCCAGGUCAAGAUGCAGGAGGAGGAAGAACACAAACGCAAGGUGGACGAGGAGGCGGCGCGCCUGGCAUCCAUGCCAGCGUGGCGGAGGGACAUCAUGAAGAAAAAGCUUGAUGAAGAGAAGGAGCAAAAAAGAAAAGAGGAGGAGCGAGCAAAAAAGGAGAAGGAGAGUGAGGAGAAGACGGAGCAGGAGCGACUACGGACCCUGGGUUACGACGAGAGCAAACUGGCGCCAUGGCAACGGCAGAUCAUCCUAAAGAAAGGAGACAUAGCGAAACCGUAGACAUGGCACCCCCAGGUCGUUGCCCACACAUCAACCUCCCUGUCCAACCCUCUGCACCUUCAUUGUAAACCCCCAGAAACCCAACUACCAUGAAGACCCUAAGUCUUGAAUCAUACACAGGAGCUUACUUUACGUCAAGUUGUUUAACAUGACACUUUGUAGAAAGUUCCCACACAUUACCGUACACUACCACAACCUUGCUCAAUGUUGGGCUCUCUUGUGGGGCAUUGUGGGAAAAGUAGUUUUUUACUGUGGUGAUUACAUCUGUCAUGGCUAAAUGUCCAGCCAUUUUUCCUAAAUGUCAUCUGUUUUCCUUGCAUCUGCCACACCCACUACUUACAUUGAUAACUGAGUUCUUAAACUCAACUGUUGUAGGCUACUGUAUGUUUGCUUUUAGUAUGGAAAGUGUCAUGGUCAACGUAAUAAGCAACAGCUUGUUAAACAUAACCUCCACUAAAGUGUAAUUCAGAGUGCAAUGACGCAGCGAUGCAAUAGUCCGGCAUCCCAUUGUGACAUAGCUACGAGGCUCUGAGGCCACCAACGCGGCUCGUCGUACACGUCCUCUAUUCAUUUGAAUGUGUUGAUAGUUGGAGAAAUUGCUUGAGCUGUGUUGAGAAUUUGAAACGGAGGAAAGCCAACGGUCCAAUAUUCUAGAACACUGCUGUGCGUUUUGGACUCCGAUAGAUGCUUAAGACUUAAAUAUUUGUUUUCCUAUGACAGCAGGCAUUUCUAUACUGCGUAUAUAUCCUAAUCUUCAUUUAAUGCACAAAGACAUGAAAUCAGGCCAUUCUACAUAAGGAUGCUAUUUCUCACCGAGCCCAUCUGAACUGCAGAGAUAUUAUUGAAACAGAUGGGAAAUUGAUAGAGGUCCCUCCUUUACAUGUUGUCAUUUUUUUUCAGUGGACAUGAAUAUCAUGGUUUUUAAUUGCAACCAUAAACAUUUUAAAAAGGGGUUUAAUUUAGCUAGUUCUGGAAAGCGUCAUUUAAAUAACGUAUCAUCUUAAAUGAAUAAUUAAUACAUUGAGCAUAUAACCCUUUUUUAUUUUUUUCAAUGAAUGUCGCUAAAUGUUAAGUUAUUGUGAUCAUGGUGAAUUGUUUGUGUCUUGCAUAUUGUGUCUUAUGGAUGUCAUCAUUGUCUGAACACCCCAGACCACAUUUCACAACCACGCCAAGAAAUAUCCAUGCAACUUUAAAAAAAGACUAUUUAGCAAAUCUCUUGAGUUCAACAAGCAAACAUGUUUUUUUUUAAAGUGAUCUGGAAAAUAUUAGGGGCACAAUCGUAACAGAAGGCUGACCAGCAAACUGAAUGUUGCAAAAGUCCCCAAAAUACAUCAGUGACUCCUGUCCUGUGACCUAUAUCUGGUUGGCCCCAGUAAACCUUGGAAGUUAAUAUUUUAUGAGCAGAUCCCUUUACUAGAGGAGAAUGUUCUCUCUCCCCCCUCCCUCGCUUUCCUCUGUGUGUGUGUCUGAGAAACACAAGUCCUCGUGGAUGCCCUUAUUCUUUGUGUGUUCUCCGGCUAAAAUUAAACACUUCUUCAAUUAUGUUGCUGUGUAUAAUACCAUUAUGUGGAUCACAGGAAAAUGUUGGCUUUCUAUUCUUUCUCAUUGUUUUCCUAUUCACCUACAUUAUUAUUUUCAAUCCACCUACAGGUUUUAAUUUAGGCAAAUUGUGUUUUUUUUUGUUGCCAGGAGCCCAAACUAAAGGUAACUCGGGCAUUAUUAUCAUCUUUCUCAGAAAUGACCAUAGACGCAUUGUAGGUUUUAUAGGUUGGUAGACUGUGCACUGUAGUUGUUGUGGCUAGAGUUGUUGGACCUCAGAAAUGUGCCAGAUGUGUCUUUCUGAAUGUGUAUAUAACAAAUAUAUGGUAACCCCUCAAUGUCAGAAAAUGUGCUGUAGGUUUACUUUGUAUAUUUUGGGUGUAUCAAACAUAUACAUUACAUACAUAAUAUAUUAGGAAGUGCAUGGUCCUUUGUUGAGAAAUCAUUUGGAAAUAUUCAAUUCAUUGGAUGCCAUAUUGAUGUUGAAAUUUAAAACUAUGUAAACGUCAUUGCCAUUAGAAGAUUUUCUAUACAUAAAUACUGUAUAUAGUAACCCUCAAUACUUGUUUCAUUGUUCCAAAAUUGCAUGAUAUUACAGUUCUCAGCCUUGCUUACAUAGAUUAUUGCUUCAUUAAUGUAAAACUAUAUUUUCAGACUGUCAAAUGGAAUUAAAUAAAUAAAUUACAAUUUACUGCAA